AACAAAAGUAAAGUUGAAGAAGCUUUCUUAGUUAAUCAGGACUAUUAUAUUUUAUUUAUUUAUUUUAUUUCCUUUAUAUUUCUUAGAAGACCGAUGACAGUGGUUUUAAACUGUAGAGCUAAGGUUGUAAAAUUAAAAACGAAUUUUCAACUAAUUGUCUCCACUUGACUUGAAUAGAGACACAUAAUCAAAGAUGCUUUUUAGAUCACAGCAAUAUGCAUGCUGGAUCAUAGGAAAUUCAACCAAGGCCUAUAGAAAAUGACAUAGGACUACAAAUAUCUAUAUGCAUAAAGUAAACACCGUGAUCAAGUCCUUGGCAAUAAUAAAUUUAACGAGAAAGAGCACCCUAGAAGUUAUUUUUUAAUGAAGACAUUAUUUGAGAGCUUGCACAUUUUAAAUUUUGUGUCAAAAUUUGGUUAAAUAAAAAUUAAUAAAUAACGUAGUUUAUUUGAUUUACUGUUCCUUAAAUGAGGCAUCUUCUGAACAUGUUAUUGAUGCAGUGUCCUGUUGCUUUGCAGAGAUUUGUUUGCUGACACGAGGCAGGAGGACAGCCAGCGUCCGAGCCGACACUUACUGUCGCCUGUACUCACUGUCUGUCGAUAACUUCAAUGAGGUUCUGGAGGAAUAUCCAAUGAUGAGAAGGGCCUUCGAGACUGUUGCGCUGGACAGGCUGGACCGCAUCGGCAAGAAAAAUUCCAUACUGCAGCAUAAGGUGCAACAUGACCUCAGUUCUGGUGUGCUUAACUACCAAGAGAAUGAAAUCAUCCAGCAGAUUGUGCAGCACGACAGGGACAUGGCCCACUGUGCUCACCUCAUGCAGAAUGCCCCACCACAGACACCACCUUCACCAACUCCUGUCAUCUGGGCUCCUCUAAUCCAAGCUCCUCUGCAGGCAGCAGCCGCCACCACCUCCGUCGCAAUCGCUCUGACCCACCACCCCCACCUACCAUCAGCACUCCUAAGACCUCCCGUUUCUGUUCUGGGUUCACUGAGGGAGCCAUCCAACCGACUUCGGAAGUUCCAACCAUUUGUUCCCUCAGCCACAGCAUCUGCUUCUGCAAUGGAUUCCCCCUCUAGCACUCCCUCUAAGUUGCGCAGUGGAGUGGAUAUGCCGUUGCUGACCUCUUUUCGAGCACAGCAAAUUACUUUGGGUUCUGGGGCGACGGGCUCUUUGCAGCAUGCUUCAGGAAGUAAAGACAAGCGAGGAACUAAUGGAAAAAGGUGUGGACCCAGUGAAGGUGGACCUUCUGUCUUCCCCUUUGGUCUAUAUUCGUCAGAUUCACCCUCAACUAGCAUGGCCCAACUACACCAACAACCACUACACCAGCAACCCUUUCGACCCAGCACCCCACCGCUCUCAAACCUCUUCCAUCAGGGAUCAGUAGGUGGAAGCACAGGGUCAAUACUCAGUGGAGGGGCAGUUGGAGCUUGUGGUGGUGCUACAGGAUGGUCUUCAGCUGAAGCAGGUGGUCCAUCUGUUGAAGAAGCCACAGGAGAGGAUACAGACUGGGCUGGGGAGGACUUUACAACUGGAGUGACAGAUAUGACUCAUGGGGGAAAUUUUAGCUUCAAAGGAGGCACCGAAUCAGUACGUGGAAUCUUUGGGGAAACAGUUUUAGGACUCUCUGAGGGAUCACUAGGUCCUGCUUGUGACAGGUUCAUAAGCAGUAAACUGGCUGGACCAUUAGCUGGUUCUGUGUUACAUGACAAAGACAUGGUAUCUAUGGCAGGAACUUCCAGGGUACCAAUAGGAAGAGCUACUAGAGGAUCGGUGGGGGGUAGUUCUAGAGAAUCACUGGUUUUGACAACCACUGGGGGAUCGAUGGGUGUGAUAAAAGAUGUAUCAGUUGGAGUUGUUUCUGGUGUUAAUUCUGGGGCAGCAUUUGAAGGAGUCUGUGAUUCUGCUGUUGCGAACCCCAGAGGAUCAUUAGGAAAAGCUUUUAGCACAUUAACAAGUAGUUUCACAGGAGGAGCCUUAAGUGAGGCAGGGGGACACACUGGAAAAGGAAUGGGAUGUAUGUUGACCAGUCACACCGCAGGAUCUACAGUUAACCCUAGUGGGGCAUCUGGUGGGAUCACAACUGGUCAUAUUAGUUCUUCCCAAUGUCAGAGUCCCAUAUCUACCAGUUUAUCAAUCUCCAUGCCCAGUCAGAUGCUCCAUAGCCAAACACCUCCCAAGCCUUCCCAAGCAGCUCCUCUACAGCAGUUUGCUGGUGGAGGUAGAUCUCACAGUGGCUUAAACGUCCUCCAGAAUCCGCUACAAGGGUCCCCAUCUAGCAGCAGAGGACAGCCCAGUCAACAGGCUACUGAAAGUUCUCCAUCUUCACUCAGCCAAGUCAACCUGACAGGUCUCCAGCCGAGCUGCUUGCCUCAACAGAUGUCCUUAGAGAGGUCUGCAUUGGCAUCUCUAGCCCAGUAUGGCUCAGCAAAUGCCUCUCCCUGCCUUACCCCUGUUGCUCCCAGUCCUACUAUUCAAAGUCCAGUAACAGGUAGGAUUUUCCACUACAGUGACCCGUCAAGUGCCACAGGAUCCCACACUUCUUUGCUUAUGCCUCAAUCCCCUCUACUUUCACAAUUUCCUAGCCAAUCACACACAACUGGGAGAGAUUCACCUCUGGGAUGUUUUUCUGAGGACUUAAAGCAUUUAUCGAGCUCACAUCCAACUCUUCCCCUGGAAGUGGCCCAGGCUUUAGGCCACCAAACUCCUCUCACCUCUGCGGAAUAUUAUCCUUCACCGUUUUCUUCUCCAACUUUUGUGCCCAAACCUUGUAGCUCGGUACCAGGGCAUAUGACUCCUCCAAUACAGACGUCUCCAGGACACCCUCAACAUUCUCAGCUCCCUGGGUCCUCUGUGGCCUUGCCUGCAAGGAGGGGUUCUCCCACGCAUUUGUCGGAUUUGGAAUCGCAAACUGUCCGUUCAAAACUCCCUUCGAACUUGUGAGGAUUGAUCACACCCUCCUGUGCUCCCACAAAAUAAACACAAACUUAUUUUUAUUUGUAGCAUUCUUAUCCGUACUUUACUUCACUGUGUUCCACCUUGCAUUUUACCAAGAUUUUAAAUUUACUGUGACAAAAAAACACACACACUGUUAGCUCAGAGAUCUAGAGUAUUCUUUGUUCAUUAUAUACUGUUGACUGUAUAUAGAUAGAACUAUAUAUUUAAAUGAUGAGUUAAUCAAGGGACAAGGAGGGUGUGAAAGUAGAAGGUCAAUUGUUUUAUUAAUUUCUACGACUAUGCCAAAUGCAUCUGGUGAUAAAUGUAAAGUUCAGAAAAGAACACCACGUUCUUUUUCUACAGGAACUUAUGCACUAACACCUGCAUGUACAUAGGUUAUUUUGUGUGUUUUGAAAUAAGUAUCCACAUUUUAGCAAAGGUGACAUGCUUUGAGACAUGCUGACUCUUGUACCGUCUCAUUUGGGAUCACAUAUUGUUGAUCUUAAAUGUGUUAAUUAGAUUGUACCUAUUUAUUCUCUCUGUAAACUUUGUAAAAGAGAUGGGGAUGAGAUUUUAGCAACCAAAAAGACUUUACAUGAGAAUUAACUAUCCAGCCAUCUGUGGUCCAUUGAUUUAUGUUUUAUAUUAAACCAGUACUGGUUUCUAAAGUUGGGGGUUUUGGUGAGAGUCCCUUCCAUCUCAAUAAGUCACGUCAUUGUAUGAGGGACUGUUUUUUCUUCAGUCAUAUCCUAACAAACUCACUUUGUCUUCCAAGUACAUGCCACUAAUAUUUGUAGAAAGUGUGUUAUUUUCAUUUCUGUCAGUGUGCAGCUGUUAAUGAGUGAAUGUUAAAUUAAGUGUGACAAAGUCAGACAGCCGGAUGCAAGGCGAGAGUUUUCGCUUGACUGAACAAAAGUAAGUUUGCCUUUUUGGACAAAACCAAGGACUUCCACUAACCACUGGUGGUGUGAUGCAUUUUGUAGCACUCAGAAGUAAAAAAAAAAAAUAGACUCAAUGUAUAUAAUAGUCUAACAGUUAAUAAGACAGUUGAUUACAAUGUACACUUUAAAGUUAUUUUGUUCUCCCUACAGGCUUCCAUGAAUAUUCUUUAACCAAGACUUUAAUUUAGUAAUUACUUGUUAGUCAGCACAAAGGCUGACUUAUUUUAGAAGUGUGUACUAUUUGCUGUAUUUCAUUUCUACUAUAUUUCCUUUUUGUAGCUGCUAAAUGGUCUGCAUAGACCUGUUUCCUUACUGAGGGUUGGCAUUGAAUUUAAAAAAUUGAAUGUAUGUCAAUUUACUGAUGCUUAAAGUAUAAACUGUAGCUGUGGUAGAUGCACUGAUGGCAUACUGCCCCAGGGGGAAAAAAGGGACUGUUCUGUAACUGAAAAGGUCAUUGACUCCAUAUCUUAGAAAUAUGUUAUCUACAGCAACCAUUUCUAUUUCCAAAGUGUCCUUUAACAAGACACAGAAGCACUGGCUAAAUUGUUCCUGACACAAUUUGGAGACGUUUCUCGUGAGCUGCCAGCCCACUCUCUACUUCAUCUGUCCCAUACUGUAAAACUGUGCUCCCACUUAGACUUUAGAGGAAAUUGUUCAUUAAUUUUCACAUUUUAUGUAAGAAUCUAAAAAAAAAUCAUUUUAAUUAAUAAAAUAAGGAAGUAUCUGACUCUAUUUGAAGCAAUGCAAACUAAUAAAAGCAUUGCUUUUUCAUUUAACAUGAACAUAAGCAAAUAUCUCAGCAACAGUUUUCUGUUGCUCUUUACAGUUUUAGAGAAGUCCUUCACAAGACCCACAUAGAUACUAGCAGAUAAAUUAUCUGCUGCAUUCACUAGCCUCAAGAAAAGGAGGCUUUGGAUGUCAUAGGUUUGGUUAUAGAAGCGCCCACCUGGCUCACUGUAAGAAUGGUUUAAUUAAAAGCUCGUCAUAUAAAACCAUUGAUUCCAUCUUAAUUGGUAAAAGGUUUCAUGAAGGUGCUGAAUGAAUUAAAGAGAAGAUUUAAAUGUUUUGUUUACACCUGAUCUAAAUUUGUUUUUUACUGUUUAUAGGACAAGUUUUUUUUUCUUUUUGUUUGUUUCUUUGUUGUUUUGUACCUACAUUGAAGUCAUAUCUGGUUACAGUCCAUUGACACGCUCUGAGAGCCUUUAUGUGAUUGGUGAUGCAGCAUGCAAAAAAAAAAAGACUGGUAUCAGUAAGUUCCCAAAGGAGUAGCACCGUGAUAUGAUCUCCAUGUUUUUCUGUAUCUCAUCGCCAAGACAGGCGCAGGUUCCACUUAGACAGCUGAGUCCCCAACUCAGUCGCAGCACUCAGCCACAGCAGCCUAAUUUGACAAGACAUGUUUGUAAUCCCUUGACCCUCACAAACUAUCAGAGACUUGCACACCGAGGUGACCAUGCUGUACCCUCAUUACAGUUGUGUGAAGUCAUUAUAACAAGGUAGGACACCAAAUACACAAAACCACUCAUGACUGCACAAAACUGUAUUUGCAAAUAUACACCAAUUCAAUAUCUGUAUUUGCAAAUACACUCAACUGCUGGAUGAUUCAUACUUUUUUUUUCAUUGCAACAUUUUAAGCUAUAAAAUAAGAAGUAUCCGUAAUUUAAUAAACAAAUCUAUGACUAAUUGAUUUUCCACUUUGUUGGUUACAUCCCAAGCUAGUUUGUAGCUUGUAGUUGUUGCCAAUUAUGUAACUAUAAUCUGAGCACUAAGGGAUGUUCAAUGCAGCUUACUCAUUGGUUACCGAUUAUCAGCCUCCCUUUAUCAUGACUACAUGACUACCUUGGAGUCAUGCAAUUUUUAUAAAACAUCAGUUGGCACUUUUUACCAUUAAUUACUUUGAUCCGUCAAAACUGCUUUAACAAGUGCACCGUAACCCUGCAUGGUCUCAUGUGAUCUGUUAUAACACCCUCACCAUAGACUGUUAGCAGCUGAUGCAUGACGAAACACAGUUAAGGAGUGGACAUGGCAUAAAACUUGUAUUGUGUAUGACAGUGUUGCAUUUUGAGCAGAUUAGGUUCAUUACAUUUACUUCUCUAUUGAGUAAAUCAAUUUUCUCUUUAUCUCCUGCAGAUAAUUUAUACAUUUCCAAUUUUAGAGUCUAAAAAUGUCGUCUCAGCUGUGCUGCAGAAAUUACUACAUCUAAAAAGCUGGAACUUUUCCACAUCUGGAAUUUUGAAUUUAUUUACUCUGCAGGCUAAAUUCCUUUUUCAGAACACAAGUGAAAAGACAUUUUUUUCCAUCAGUACAACCUUAUUCAGGCAUGGAUCUCGAGAACAGUUUCAAACCAGUCUCUGCGACAAAGGUGUAAAUGUGAAGAGACGCUGAUGCGGCAAGAGAAUGAUGCGGUUGGACGUCGAUCACGGGGGGGGGGACAGGUACACAGGCGUGAGAUCCAGGGACAGGCUUCGUUUGGCAUCUUUUCACCGUCCUUAUGAGUGUUCCUGAGUUUUGCAGAUGUUAUUCAGUGGGAUAUUGAUUGGACAGAUAUGAGGCAGAGCUUUGUUAUGUAGCUAACAAUGGGUGUUUGUGUGUGAUACACCACCUGUCAGGGUCGAUGGGUGAGCCGCAACGCUGUUGGAAAAGUUAGGGCGGAGGAGGCGGAGGUCAAAUUCUACAGGAGGAAAACAGACAAGGAUUGAUUAGUCUUUCUGAACGCAGUAUGGUCUAUAAUCACAAAUGAGCAGUUUAGAUGAAGGGGUGGGCGGACAGACUGUUAGCUAACUCUGUUACAGCUGACACAUAGAGCACAAUCUGCAGACGUUUCAUUCAGGCCGGUGUCAUUUCAUUAAGAAAAGCACCAGAUUUUAAUGACACUGAGGGAAGAAAUUCUUGACUGAUGACAGUGUAGCUUUGAAACAAUGCACUGGGGAUGAGAUGAAAGUUUAUAAUCCUCACGCCCAUGAUAUAUUUGUAACCCACACAAGGCCAUGUAAUCCUUUAUUCCAAAUAAAGAUUUAAAAACAGCCAAAAUUGGAAUAACAAGAUUUUCACCUAACAGCAAUGUUUACUCUUCAAGCGGAUUUUUUAUUCAGCCUAUUUGCCACAGCUGCAUAUGCAACAGAAUGCAUCGGAGAGACAGUGUCUUUCAUAAGAGUCAGCAGGGAAUUAGAUAAGGAGGCUUACAAACUUUGGAUUUUUGAGAGAGACAAAUCAAGAAAAACAAUGGUGACUCACUGUCUCAUGCAGAGAACUGUUUCCAUUAUGUCUCCUCUUCUCACCCACCUUUACAUGGCAAGCAGAUCUCUGUUUGAAAACAUCUCUAAGGGGCAUCUAAUUGAUUGGUUCUGUCCAAAUUUUCCAAACUUCACCCUUUGAAAACACUAUAGAAGAAAACUAUUUAAAAGUACCUUUAUAGUUUUUGUUCCCCAGUUUUUAAAAAUGUAUGUUUGAGUUAAUUGUUUCAGUUCAAAGACCCAUCCAACAUGUUCUUGUGGCAUUUUUCCCAUGAUGAAGAACAUAGAUAAAGAAAAUUAAGCUCAAAAUUGAAUUUCUGAGUAUUUCUUUAUUCAAAUCAUUGUGAAUCAGGAACAGACGGAAAAAAUGCAGUUGGAAAAAACUUGUAGCAGUGACGUAGAAGCUACUACGACAAGCUACGCGCUCUGCUCGAUUCUGAUGCACCUGUUUGUAGACCACUAGAUCCACGUAUGUCGUUGUUUUCCUCGUCCGAACUGGCAUCUGCAUCCAAACUGUUUGGAUGGAUGGUUCUAAUAUUGCUCCCCAUUUUUGUUGUUCCGGUAAUGCUAGGUUGGGAUUUUGAUGGCCUGUAAGCUAGCUGGAGAGUAUG
Messenger RNA from Oryzias latipes (Japanese medaka), 7717 nucleotides. The record is from RefSeq and is a predicted model, not a curated record. Lineage: Eukaryota; Metazoa; Chordata; Actinopteri; Beloniformes; Adrianichthyidae.